Messenger RNA from Styela clava, 1336 nucleotides. RefSeq names its product myeloid-associated differentiation marker-like protein 2. NCBI's taxonomy places the organism in Eukaryota, Metazoa, Chordata, Ascidiacea, Stolidobranchia, Styelidae. Gene Ontology annotation, cellular component: membrane. The record is from RefSeq and is a predicted model, not a curated record.
UAUCAAUUGUCUAACAAAAAAUAAAAUGGAGGACGGUUUAAAAUACGUCAUCAGUAAAGAAGGAAUAAUUAAAUUCAUCGUCAUAUUGUUCGGCUGCGUCACAUUCGCGCUCCUAGCGGACACCGGUUAUUAUUAUUCGACUGCAAUGAAAUGGGUUCUGGCUGCUUUCAUCAUUUCGUUUUCAUUAUCUGUGCUGUUCUACUUCUUCCGUCUUAUAAAACUUGCACCGAAGAUGAAUUGCGGAGGUCCCUUCUCUUAUGACGGAUUUGAUUUCCUCUGGGCCUGGUUUUCAACUAUCUGGUGCCUCACUGCUUCCAUCGUUUUCAGCAUGCAUUUUCCAAAAUCAGAUUUCUACAAAUACGGAGAAGCAAUCGGGAGCAUCAUAUUUGCCUACUUGACUGUCAUAGCUUACGCUGUCGAAGCUUUCUUCCUGAGACUGUACGCUCCGGCUAACAUAGGUUUCGUCGCCACAAAGCCAGGCUGGAUCAAGACAGCAAUUGUCGUCUUCGGUGCAGCAACAUUUGGUCUCAUGGUCGAAUCGGGGUACAACUGGUGCUGGUGGGAGAAAAGUUGCGAUGCGGGAACAACGUACGCAUUGGUCGUCUUCUGUGUGGCUUGGAGCGUCACUACGUUAAUGUGGAUAGGACAUAUGGCGGCUCCUAAAGGAAGCAUCGAAGGAUCGCCCGCUUUUCAAAAAGUCGAAUUUGUUUGGGCAAUUAUCGGAAUCCUGUUUUUCCUGAGUGGAGCGUCGUGUUUUGCAGCGUACAUGGAUUGCAGUGGCAAUGAUUUCGACAAUCUUCCAAAAUGCCAGAAGAGACUCACUGGCGUCAUAGCAGGAUUUCUUGUUGGAGUUCUUUACCUGGUAGAAGCGGUCAUGCUGAAGCCGUAGUAACUUGAAAUAUUGAAAAUACAACCACUCGCACAAAUCCUCCAAAAUAUAAGACAAAGGAACUAGGCCUACAUAUGCCGAGCACCGACAGAACCAGCCAUUUUUUUCAUAAGCGUUUCUGUCACGACUAGUUAGUUACUUGUUUCAUAUAUCUGUUCUCUACUAAUGAGUUUUUAGAUUGAUAAUUUGCAUCUGCACUCACUCCAAUUUGCUUUAUUUUAUGACGAGGUAUGACAUGUUUUUGCCAGGUGGCCAAUUUUGAAAUAAUUUCGUGUUUGUAUCGAAUUAUAGCGUAGGGCAUUUUUUUCUGCUGUGAAUUGGUCUUUUUGAAAAAAUAAACUCGUUUAUUUCAAAUCCUAGUGUGUAAUUAUCCAUUCCUUUGGGUUGAAAUUUCACCACCUACCGCAAUAAAUUUAAUGCAUUAUGUUAUAUUUGUUGUUUUCUAUU